This is a messenger RNA of Huiozyma naganishii CBS 8797, 2142 nucleotides long. It is a transcript of the gene AFG3, whose product is annotated as AAA family ATPase AFG3. Gene Ontology annotation, biological process: protein-containing complex assembly; mitochondrial protein processing. Bases 1 to 2142 code for a protein of 713 amino acids. Gene Ontology annotation, molecular function: ATP-dependent peptidase activity; metalloendopeptidase activity; ATP hydrolysis activity. NCBI's taxonomy places the organism in Eukaryota, Fungi, Ascomycota, Saccharomycetes, Saccharomycetales, Saccharomycetaceae. The transcript has a single exon. The record is from RefSeq and is a predicted model, not a curated record. Gene Ontology annotation, cellular component: membrane; m-AAA complex.
AUGCUGCUGAGACGUGUUGCCGGGAGACAGUUGCUGGGGAGAGUGCCGCUACGGCCUUUGCCCGGUGUUUGGCGGUCGAUACACACUACAAGGGUGGCUAGAAACGAGAACAACAGGGACAGAGAUAACAAGAAGCGGGCAGAACCGCCGGAAUACAAGUCCAUGCGGGAGUACUUCAAGUCCAAGGAGUUUGCGAAGACGGUGUACCUCACCACUGGGUUCACUCUGCUGUUCACGCUGUUGGGGGCCUCUGGUGGGUCUGCGGAUGACAAAGAGGGCGCCGUGCUCACAUUCCAGGACUUCAGAAGCAAGUACCUCGAGAAGGGUCUCGUUAAGAAAGUCACUGUUGUGAACAAGUACCUCGUACAGGCGGAGUUGGUCACGCAAAACGACGUGCAGUUCACUGUCGGGUCCACGGACGUGUUCGAGGAACAGAUGGACGCAGCACAGGAUGAACUGGGGAUCCCCAGUACACAGCGGAUCCCCAUCGUGUACGUCUCUCGCACGUCCGCGUGGCAGUACGUGUACCCGUUCAUCCCGACGGCGCUUCUUCUGGGGGGGCUUUACCUUAUCAGCAAGAGACUCACGCCGGGCGCUGGUGGUGGUGGUACCUCGUCAAAGGGCGGUGGCGGCGGGAGCAACCUCUCCAACAUGUUCGGCGUUGGGAAAUCUAGAGCAAAGCUGUUUAACAAGGAGACGGACGUCAAAGUGUCCUUCAAGGACGUCGCAGGGUGUAACGAGGCUAAACAGGAGAUCAUGGAGUUCGUCCACUUCUUGAAGAACCCAAAGAAGUACACCGCAUUGGGGGCCAAGAUCCCCAGGGGUGCCAUCUUAUCGGGACCACCAGGUACGGGGAAGACUCUGCUUGCGAAGGCCACAGCGGGGGAAGCCGCUGUGCCAUUCCUCUCCGUGUCCGGGUCCGAGUUUGUAGAGAUGUUCGUCGGGGUCGGUGCCUCCAGAGUGAGAGACCUGUUUGAGCAGGCAAGAUCCCUUGCACCGUCCAUCAUCUUCGUCGAUGAGAUCGACGCCAUUGGGAAGGAGAGGGGCAAGGGCGGGCCCCUGGGGGGUGCAAACGACGAAAGAGAGGCCACUUUGAACCAGUUGCUCGUGGAGAUGGACGGGUUCACGACUUCAGACCAGGUAGUCGUCCUCGCGGGUACAAACAGACCGGACGUGCUCGAUCCGGCACUGCUCAGACCAGGCAGAUUCGACAGACACAUCCAGAUAGACUCACCGGAUAUCACGGGGAGGAAACAGAUAUACUUGGUCCAUCUGGAGAGGUUAAACUUGCAAGAGAAAUUGGCCCUGGAUAGGGAGAACCUCGCGGGGAAACUCGCGACGCUGACACCCGGGUUUACCGGUGCAGACAUAGCGAACGCCUGUAACGAGGCUGCCCUGAUCGCUGCCCGUCACAAGGACGCUACGAUCACGCUGGACCACUUCGAACAAGCAAUAGAGAGAGUCAUUGCUGGGCUUGAAAAGAAGUCUAAAGUGCUCUCCAUGGAGGAGAAAACGACGGUCGCAUACCACGAGGCAGGACACGCCGUCUGUGGUUGGUUCUUGAAAUACGCGGACCCAUUGCUGAAAGUCAGUAUCAUCCCGAGGGGUCAGGGCGCGCUCGGUUACGCACAGUACCUACCCGCGGACCAGUAUCUGAUCUCUGAGGAACAGUUCAAGCACAGGAUGAUCAUGGCUCUCGGUGGACGUGUCUCCGAGGAGUUGCACUUCCCCUACGUGACCAGUGGCGCUCAUGACGACUUCAAGAAAGUUACAGGGAUGGCAAGGGCCAUGGUCACGAAAUUGGGGAUGUCCAAACGGGUAGGGUACUUAUCCUACGACGACGGAGACAGCAACGGCGGGAUACAGGUGAGCAAACCCUUCAGCGAGAGAACGUCAAGGAUAAUAGAUUCCGAGGUGAAGAAGAUCGUUGAUGAGGCACACCGCAAAUGUACCAUCUUGCUAAGCGAAAACAAAGAAAAAGUGGAUAAAGUUGCUAAACUGCUGCUGAAGAAGGAGGCCAUUACACGCGAGGAUAUGAUAAGACUGUUAGGCCCAAGACCGUUCCCUGAACGUAACGAGGCCUUUGAGAAGUACUUGGAUCCUAAAGACGCAGAUAAACCAACACCAGAGGUAGCAAAAUGA